Messenger RNA from Hirsutella rhossiliensis, 723 nucleotides. RefSeq lists its product as uncharacterized. NCBI's taxonomy places the organism in Eukaryota, Fungi, Ascomycota, Sordariomycetes, Hypocreales, Ophiocordycipitaceae. The record is from RefSeq and is a predicted model, not a curated record. Bases 1 to 723 code for a protein of 240 amino acids. The transcript has 2 exons.
AUGCCGUCCAAGACGCUCAUCCCGCGCUUCCUCCUGCCCGCGCACGGCCCGGCCUGGCGCGGCAUCCGCAUCCCGCCGUCGCAGAGCCUCAUCCGCGUCCGCUACGCCUCGACGGCGCCCAAGGCAAAGACGAUUGUGCUCGGCAAGCCCGCCAAGUUCAACCCGCCCUCGCACGGCGCCCGCCUCAGGGGAAACGUCCUGCCCAAGCACUAUGCCCCCGAGCUGUCGCCCGCCGAGAAGGCGGCCCAGAAGAUUCGCAACUAUCCCGGCCUGAUGCCGCCCGAGGGGACCCUGGCCCAUCGCAUCUGGUCCCAUCGGAUGCUGCACGUCUUCAUCACCAUGGGCGUCCUGUUCUCCCUGGGCAUCUACACCUUCUUCCUCAACUUCGUCCACAACUCGCCCUUUAAGCACCUCGUGCCCCCGAUCUCGGACCUCUGGAACGAGCCCGCCUACUUCUUCUCCGCGUGGAAGAACGUCAUCAUCAUGCACGAAAAGGACAAGUCGGCCAAAGCCGUCGACCAUCGCAUGCGCCACCUCGACGACGUCGCCAAGCGCAGGUUCUUCAUGAAGAUGCACGGCAUCGAGCCCAAGGACCCGGUCCUCAUGGUCUUUGGCAAGGGCGAGAAGAUGAGGCCCGACCCGGUGCCCGCGGCGGCCGACUUGGACCCUGACACGCCACACAACGCCGAUGACCAGGAGGAGCCUACGCAGCGGAAGAAGUAG